AACGAAAAGAAAAGAAAAGAAAGGGGAGGAAAAUCUAUUAUUAUCUUUGAGCUGAGGAGAGUGAAGAGCCAACCGCCCACAAAACACAAGCAGAAAGACAAAGAGAAAGACUGAAAGAGUACAAAUUUGGGUGCGAAAGUAGAGAAAAUAUCUGUCCACAAACAGGAAAAACGCUUGAUAAAUGAUAAUAUCCCCACUUUUUUUCAAAGACUGUAAAACCCUUCUUAAACCUCCCCUUUCUUUAUUCUCUCUUCUCUUCUGUACCUCUUCUUGUCCAAAAAAUGCCCAAUUUCUCUUCUUUUCUCUAGAAGUUUACUUCUUCUUCUCCGUCAACAAUGGCCUCCCUUCUUCCGGUACCAGAUAUCUCCAGGCCUCUCAUACUCAAACUCGGCUCUACUUCUCCUUCUCUGCGGACCCUUUUCCAUGUCAACGGCCCUUUCCUCUACAAACACAUGCACAAACACAGACGCAAUAAUCGGUCUUCAUUUCCAAUAUUAACCACCCAGGCUGUCUACACUCAAGGGGGAGUCUCCAUCUCCAGUCUCGACACCCACAAAUUGGCUCCAAAAAGAGAAAUGGUGGAGCUCGAGACUGAUGCCAUCUCCAUUCUCAACGAAAGAAUACGCCGUGAGCACGGCAAGAGAGAGGCCACAAGGCCUGUAAUGGACUCCCAGGAGGCUGACAAGUACAUUCAGCUGGUGAAGGAGCAGCAGCAGAGGGGAUUGCAGAAGCUCAAAGGCGAUAGGGAAAGAAAGGAAGGGGGUGUUUUUAGCUACAAGGUUGAUCCUUACACGCUGCGUUCUGGGGACUAUGUUGUUCACAAGAAAGUAGGCGUUGGCAGAUUCGUUGGGAUUAAGUUCGAUGUGCCUAAGGGUUCCACUGAGCCCAUUGAGUACGCCUUUAUCGAGUAUGCUGAUGGUAUGGCUAAGCUUCCUGUUAAGCAGGCUGCUCGCAUGCUCUAUCGAUAUAAUCUCCCAAAUGAAUCAAAAAAGCCUAGGACUUUAAGCAAGUUGAGUGACACUAGUGUAUGGGAGAGGAGAAAGAUCAAAGGGAAGGUUGCAAUUCAAAAGAUGGUUGUAGAUUUAAUGGAGCUCUAUUUACAUAGGCUGAAACAAAGAAGACCUCCUUACCCAAAGAGUCCUGCCAUGGCUGAAUUUGCAGCUCAGUUUCCUUAUAAACCUACACCAGAUCAAAAGCAGGCUUUUAUUGAUGUAGAGAAGGACUUAACAGAGAGAGAAACUCCAAUGGAUAGAUUAAUAUGUGGAGAUGUUGGGUUUGGAAAAACAGAAGUUGCAUUACGUGCCAUCUUUUGUGUAGUAUCAGCAGGGAGGCAAGCUAUGGUAUUGGCACCCACAAUUGUUUUAGCCAAGCAACAUUUUGAUGUCAUUUCAGAGAGGUUCUCCAAGUAUCCUAGUACAAAGGUUGGACUUCUUAGUCGGUUUCAGACUAAAGCAGAGAAAGAGGAGCAUUUGAACAUGAUAAAAAAGGGUGAUCUGGCCAUUAUUGUAGGAACUCACUCACUUCUUGGAAGCCGUGUUGUGUAUAAUAAUCUAGGCCUUCUUGUAGUUGAUGAGGAACAGAGGUUUGGUGUCAAGCAAAAGGAGAAGAUUGCUUCCUUUAAAACUUCAGUUGACGUUCUUACUCUCUCUGCAACACCUAUACCCAGAACACUUUAUUUAGCAUUGACCGGUUUCCGUGAUGCCAGUUUAAUUUCAACACCACCUCCAGAAAGGGUUCCUAUCAAAACUCAUCUUUCAGCAUUUGGUAAAGAAAAGGUCAUUGCAGCAAUUCAGUAUGAGCUGGACCGUGGUGGACAAGUAUUUUAUGUCUUACCUCGUAUUAAAGGAUUGGAAAUAGUGAUGGAUUUUCUUGAACAAUCAUUUCCAGAUGUUGAUAUAGCUAUUGCUCAUGGGAAGCAAUAUUCCAAGCAGCUUGAGGAAACCAUGGAGAAAUUUGCCCAGGGUGAUAUUAAGAUUCUUAUUUGCACAAAUAUAGUUGAAAGUGGGCUUGACAUUCAAAAUGCAAACACUAUCAUCAUUCAGGAUGUUCAACAAUUUGGCCUGGCACAGUUAUAUCAGUUGCGGGGAAGGGUUGGGCGGGCAGAUAAAGAAGCUUAUGCAUACUUAUUUUACCCUGAUAAGUCCUUGCUAUCUGACCAAGCGUUGGAGAGGCUUGCAGCUCUUGAAGAAUGCCGUGAACUUGGCCAAGGUUUUCAACUGGCAGAGAGAGACAUGGGUAUCAGAGGCUUUGGUACCAUCUUUGGUGAGCAACAGACAGGGGAUGUUGGAAAUGUUGGCAUUGAUCUUUUCUUUGAAAUGCUUUUUGAGAGUUUGUCCAAGGUUGAAGAACAUCGUGUAGUUUCAGUUCCUUACCAGUCAGUGCAGAUUGAUAUAAGCAUAAACCCUCGUCUCCCUUCUGAGUACAUAAAUUAUCUAGAGAACCCCAUGGAAAUCAUUAAUGAAGCUGAGAAAGCAGCUGAGAAAGAUAUCUGGAGUUUGGUGCAAUUUACAGAGAAUCUUCGACGGCAACAUGGAAAAGAGCCUUAUUCCAUGGAAAUUCUUUUGAAGAAGCUUUAUGUACAGCGAAUGGCAGCAGAUCUCGGGAUAAGCAGAAUAUAUGCUUCAGGAAAGAUGGUUGGCAUGGAAACCAAUAUUAGUAAGAGGGUUUUCAAGCUGAUGACAGAUUCCAUGACAUCUGAUGCGCACCGGAACUCUUUGCUUUUUGAGGAAGACCAAAUAAAGGCAGAACUUCUUCUGGAGCUGCCGCGAGAGCAACUGCUCAAUUGGAUCUUUCAAUGCUUGGCAGAACUUCAUGCUUCACUUCCUGCUCUUAUUAAAUAUUAGAUAUCUUUGUUGAGCAUAGUAUGUUUGACUUUUUGUUAGUUGCUUCCCUUGCCAUUAAGGUCAAGAUUGCAUAGUUUCACCAAAGCAAUCUAUGAAUUUAUGAGAAAGGAAGCCCAUAAUCUGUUGUGCUCCAAUGCGUUUUGGCCCCUUGCAUAAAUCAUACGAGGAUGCAAGACAAGAAACGAAACCAGUGGCCAUUCAUAGAUACUUAGGUUGUAGUGUUCAACGUGGUAGAAUCUGAUACUGUUUCGAGGUUAUGCGAGGUUGCAAGAGUAAGCAAGCCAAUGUCCUUCUGCUUCUGCUUUAACGGAUUCCUUUUUUCUGACGAUGCUGCGAUUUGGUCACAUGGGUAUCUUACCGUAAGCUUAUCGUCUCAAGGAUGUACACAUACUGAAGUUGAAAAAGAGCAUAGGGAGGUUCAUGCUGCUCAUAACAAUUACAUAGAAGCUGUCAGUGUUUAAUUGUCAUCAGUGGGUUAGGUUGAGGCACCGUAUAGAAUGGUCUCAACAUAUAUUAUUGAAAGAGGCAGGAAGAGUGUAUACUUUUGUGCAGUGAUUGCACGCGUUCUUUUGAAGAUAAACAUUUACUAAUGUAAUUAUUCGCAGGAAAUCCAGAGAAAGGAAAACAAAGAAAAAGAAAAGGAAUGAAACAGGGACAGUGAUUAUAGCCGCCAAUAACAUUAUUCUUUUUUCGCAGCUUUCUGCAGAUAUCUUGAUGGGCUUUUUUUUUUCUGGUA
Theobroma cacao (cacao) is the source of this 3579-nucleotide messenger RNA. Its product is annotated as DEAD/DEAH box helicase. The record is from RefSeq and is a predicted model, not a curated record. Gene Ontology annotation, molecular function: nucleic acid binding; ATP binding. Lineage: Eukaryota; Viridiplantae; Streptophyta; Magnoliopsida; Malvales; Malvaceae.